AUGCAGGGAGGUGGUGCGCCUGCGACGGACGCCGACCAGGCACAGUUUGAGGCGGACAAACGGGCUGUUUAUAAACACCCUCUAUUCCCCCUCCUGGCUUUACUUCUUGAGAGAUGUGAGCAAGCCACUGCAGGGGCAGAGCCCCCGGCUGCAGACGCCUUCGGUGCGGACCUUCAGGCCUUCGUGCAGCAUCAGCGCCGGGACCGAAGGCCCUUCCUUGUUGAUGACCCUGAGAUUGAUGGACUGAUGAUUAAAAGCAUCCAGGUCCUCAGGAUUCAUCUCCUGGAGCUAGAGAAGGUUCAAGAGUUGUGCCGCGACUUUUGUGGGAGGUACAUCGCUUGUUUGAAAACUAAGAUGCAGAGCGAGAAUCUGUUACGGACGGAUUAUACUGGGGGUGGUGUAGAAAGUAAUAAUAAUUUAUCUGGAACUAUGGAUGACCAUUCGAGUACUUCUAAUUCUCCUCAGUAUCAGUCCCCAGUGGCGCCGCUCCCCGCGCCCGCGUACCCCCCCAUCUACCCCGCCGUCACCGAGCUGCCCUACGCGCCGGCGAGAGAGCAACCGUCCCUAGUAGUGCAAGGGUCGACGCCCAUAGGGCAGAUAGGCGCUGGUCUUCUCCCUACAGACUCGUUUACGGGUACGAACUCCAACUCGUGUUCCUCGAUCUCGGGGUCGCCGCCGCCCGCGGGCGAGGACGAGGAGGAGGGCGGCAAGCGCGGCGUGCUGCCGCGACACGCCACGCAGGUCAUGCGCGCCUGGCUGUUCCAGCACCUCGUGCAUCCAUACCCAACAGAAGAAGAAAAACGGUCUCUCGCAGCGCAAACCAGACUAACUCUAUUACAAGUAAAUAAUUGGUUUAUCAACGCGCGUCGUCGCAUUCUUCAACCAAUGCUGGACUGUCAGGAUAAACCGGGUGGCAAGAAAAGUAAAAAUGGCUCGUCUAUAAGUAAGAGGUAUUGGCCGGACGCGCUCACCAACCCACAGUUCACAGCAGGUCUCCUCUCAUCGUCAGAAGAUGAAGAGCAAGAGGGCGAGCAGUCCGCCGACGAGACGGAGCCCCGCGACGAGCACGGGGACUUCCCCGUGCAGCAC
Messenger RNA from Brenthis ino (lesser marbled fritillary), 1089 nucleotides. The record is from the annotation of a GenBank genome assembly. NCBI's taxonomy places the organism in Eukaryota, Metazoa, Arthropoda, Insecta, Lepidoptera, Nymphalidae.